Apiotrichum porosum is the source of this 1494-nucleotide messenger RNA. RefSeq lists its product as uncharacterized. The transcript is spliced from 5 exons. The record is from RefSeq and is a predicted model, not a curated record. The coding region runs from base 1 to 1494 and encodes 497 amino acids. NCBI's taxonomy places the organism in Eukaryota, Fungi, Basidiomycota, Tremellomycetes, Trichosporonales, Trichosporonaceae.
AUGUCCGCCGCGGCUAUCCGCGCCUACGUCCCGCGUACCGGCUCAUUGCCGCCCAGUAGCAGUUCCGCCGCUAGCUCGUCCGACACUCAACCCAAGCGCCAGGCCUACUGGCCGCGCACUGCAAGCUCGUCCACCUCCAAGCAGACAGCAGACGACGUCCGCCGCAGCGCCGACGCCAUCCUCAAGCUCCUCUCCGGUCUCCCGGCCCCGCUAUCCGGAGCACUGGGCAAGACGUUGCUACCAGUACCCCGUCCAGCCACACCCAGCCCACCGUCGUCGUCGUCCUUUCCGAGCUUCAAGGCGUAUGCCCGCGCCCAAAAGCGCAAGACCAGCAGCGGCGACGAGUCGGGUUCCAGCCUUGGCGGUCUCGGCCUUGGCAUCUCGACUGGCAGUAGCCUGCCGUCCCGCCCACCACUGAAGAAGGCGCGUACAAGUGAGGGUCGCGAGGGCACUGCUGCUGCUGCUUCUGGUUCUGCUUCUGGUUCUGCUGCCGGCGUCGGAUCACACGAGCUGGCGCGUGCUGCGUCGUCAUCUUCGGCAGGCCUGACACCUCCGCUCCGUUCUGCGCCCCACCUGCCCUCCCCGCACCGCCCUGCACGUUCGGGACUGCGCCACGAGAUCAAGUCGGGGACAGCCGACUGGACCCGCGAGCAGUGGUCCAGCCUAUACGCCAGCUUGGGUAGCCGCGCACACGCGCUCAAGCGUACGGGCGACGCCUACCUGUCUCCGGCGACCGCCAAGGGCCACCUGCGCGGCCGAGUCACCGAGGACCCCCUGCGAGGCGUGCUGUCGCUCACCGACUCGCUGUGUCUGUAUCUCUACCGCAACUUUUGCGAGGAGCGCAUCAACGGCGGCCAUGUCAAGACCAAGCCGUACCAGCAGCUCGAGGGCCUGCGGCAGUUUGUCCUUGGCCGCUGGAACAGCAUCAAGGGAGAGGACGAGCACAAGGACUUGAUCCGCGGCAUGAUGGGCUUGAUCUACCUGAUUGAGGCCAUUACCGAGUACCACAUCUCCAUGACCGACCUGCGCACCCUCAGCCGCCGUGGCAAGGAGCUGUCGGCGUCUGUCGCUGCGUCUGCCGCAGGCAACUCUACUGUCCCGGCAUCCAACACGUCGGCCCAUGGACCCUCACCUUCGUCGUCGUCUGCUUCUCCCGGCGGCGUGUCUCGCUCCCCGGCGGUCGUCUUGAUCGCUGCGGCCACUGCGUCAUCGUCGGCAUCGCAGGCCCUGCUUGCGUCGCGCCACCACUUGUCGCUGCGUACUCUGCAAGAGUCGUUCCCAGAUACCUGGAAGCUGUGUGCCGACUCGCCGCUUGCCGACGACCUGUUGCCUGCUCCUGGGGACACUCUGGGCGCUGCGCGGGCGCUGGACGUGGACGAGCCCGACGUGUUUGCGUGGCCGAUCGAGUUUGGCAUGCAGAACGCGUUCUCCAAGGCCGCGGGCAAGCCGUGGGAGGCCGUGUCGACCGAAGGUGACAGUCCCGAGGCCAAGUGA